UUGUCUCCUCUCUCCCUCUGUCUUCUUGUCGAAUCAUUUCGUAAAAUUUAUAUUGCAAACCUCGAAUGCCAAGUUCGCUGGGGACGGACCAUCUCUGAUGACUGUAAUAGACGUUUCGCAGCUUGAUAAAACGCGGUUGGAAUACUUAGUAAUUCAACUUUUGUGGAUUUCAGAAGCUUUGCGUUUUUAUCUCUUUUUGUAAUUUUUUGUUAAUUAGGACGUUCCACGUAAGUUGCUUCACCGCUUGGAGGGGGAAUUGAAGGAAUUGGUUUUGAAAUUGAAGCAUUGAACAGAACAAGCUGGGAGGCUAGGGUUUACCAUCUUUCUCUUGUUUUUUUUGGGAUUCGUCGGAUUAUCUGAUUACUCGGUUUGGGAAGUGAGGUUUCUUGAAACGUUUUUCUGUUUUCAAGAGUUGGGAAGAAGGGGUGUUGGUGGGGGAGGAUAUGUGUAUACUUUGCGUUGUUCAGAAGUGGUCGCGGAGGAUUGCUACCAUGUUGCCGUGGCUGGUAAUUCCACUGAUUGGCCUCUGGGCUUUAUCACAGCUCUUUCCACCUGCUUUCCGGUUUGAAAUUACGUCAUCAAGGCUUGCCUGCGUGUUGGUGCUACUGGUAACCCUGUUCUGGUACGAGGUGUUGAUGCCUCAGCUGUCAGCAUGGCAGAUCAGGAGGAAUGAUAGGCUCAAGGAGAGGAAGAGGUCUGAAGCUAUUGAAUUACAGAAAUUGCGAAAGACUGCUACUAGAAGAUGCAGGAAUUGCUUUACUGCUUAUCGUGAUCAGAAUCCAGGUGGGGGUAAGUUUAUGUGCUCUUACUGUGGCCAUAUUUCAAAGAGGCCAGUUCUCGAUUUCCCUGUGCUUUCAGGGAUGGAAAAUUCGGGAAUUUGGAAGAAUCUGGUCAGUAAAAGUGGAAAGAUAUUAAAUGGCAAGGCUUGGCUAGAUAAUGGGUUGGUCUGUGGGCAGGAAUGGCUUGAGAAUAGCAAUUGUGGAAGCGGACCUAUUUACCGGAACUCAAUCGAUAGACAGAAGAAUAGUGGUGAUUUAUUUGGAGAUCAUGACAAUUGUUUGACAGAAAGAUCUUACUCUCACGGUUUUCUUUUUGGUUCCCAAGCAUUAACGAGAUUUUUCUUUCAUGUCACCUGGCUUUGUAGAAAGCUUUUUAGAGUUCGAUCUUCCAGAGAUGAUUCUUCAGUUGAUUCAAAGAGCAGAGCAGUGAUAGAUAAUUGUGGUGAGAAUGGGGUGAGUUGUCAGGAGAGUAAAGCAGAAAAAGCUCGUAGAAAAGCCGAGGAGAAAAGGCUUGCUAGAUUAGAGAAGGAGCUACUGGAAGAGGAAGAAAGAAAGCAGAGAGAGGAGGUUGCAAAAUUGGUUGAAGAGCGAAGGAGAUUGAGAGAUGAGAAAAUGGAAGCUGAAAAAGAACAUGGAAAAGGAUCGUCUCGACUUAAGGAAAGAGGGGGUAAUAAGGAGUCUGAAAGGAAAUGCCAGGAGAAAAAGAAGGAAAAAGAUCGAGGGUCAAGUAAAAGCAACUCUGAUGCUGAGGAGCUAGAAAAAAGAGCAAACAAGGAUAGAAAGGAGCAGCAAAGAACUGGACUUGAAUGUACGAAACCUCAUGGUGCAGAAAUGGGUUCUGGAUUUAGGGGUGCUACUGCUAGCAAUCAUAACCAAGGAAUUGCUGGAACAAGAUACCUGGAUCGCAUGAGGGGCACUCUUUUAUCUUCUUCCAGAGCAUUUACUGGAGGUGGUUUUUUUGGAAACAGCAGUAAUGCAACUACUGUUUCAAGAGGAAACAAGCCUAAUACAUUAGUAGAAAAUAUUCAAACUUCUACACAUGGAAAAGAUUCUGGAAGAGCAACCGCAAACAGAGACAAUAAAACUUCCAACCACCCUGUGCUUGUUGAAGCUCAGCCAAGCACCGGACCAAAAAAGUCCUGGCAGCAACUAUUUACUCGCUCCUCUGCUGUACUUCCACCAUCUAGUUCGAAUGUUAUAAGCAGACCUAUCGGGAAAUGUGAAGCAGUUCAGAGUCCACCUUUUUCUGGUCAUCCGAAUCCAACCCAAUCAGCUGAGAAUCCUACCAAUUUUGGAUUGUCAUCACCGUUCAGCUUACCUUCAUUUUCUCUUGGAUCAAGUGGCAGCAAUGCAGUUCUUUCUGAACCAAUGCUUUCCAACAUGAAAGAUUCACCUCAUCAAUUUUUACCAGAGGAGUCGGAGAUUUUUGAAGACCCUUGUUAUGAUCCAGACCCCAUAUCCUUGCUAGGUCCGGUUUCUGAAUCACUAGAUGAAUUUCAACAGGACCUUGGUUUUUUGAAGGACACUGAAUUCAAAGAACCAUUUGCUGUGAAGGCUAAAGCUGGACCCUCUGAAAUCACAAAGCCAUUGCCUAUUGAGUCUCCAUUGUUGAGACCACCAGUUUCAGAGGAAAGGCAUGCCAGUUCAGUUCUUUUUCCUUCUUUCAGGGCUCAGGAUAAUCCCAACACCAUGAAUGAUGCUGGAACAUGGCAGAUGUGGAAUACCCCUGCUCUUGGGCAGGAUGGUCUUGGUUUAGUUAGUCGGCCUGCCAGUUGGGUUUUACAUCCUGAUAACUUCCCUUACCAAGAAGAUAGAAUAAACCCAAUGCCUCAAAGAACAAUGGCUUCGUUGUUCAAGAAGGAUGAGCAGGCCACUUUUGGUUCUCUUUCUUCUCAAAAUGUUCCAUUUCAAAAUUCUCAGAAUGGUGGGAAAUUCAAUGCACCUGUCCCUCCUGUUCCUGAUGAUCCAUGGUCGUCAAACAACUUGUUCGGGCAGAUUUCAAGGCCUGAAAAUCCAAUUCUUUCAAAGCCCAAUGAGCUAGCUGGUUCAAAUGGACGGGUUUAUGACAAUCCCGGUGCCCCUGCUGCUAAUUCAUGGGACAAAAAAGAUUGGCCAGUGCAAGGUUCACAUGAAGAUGGUAUUGGGAGAUCUACCACCAGCGGCUCCCAAGUGGAGGCCUGCACGCCACCUCGGAUGUACAGUCUCUUUGGUCACAUGAUUAGAUGAGGAAAAAUAAACAUAGAAAGUGAAGGACCAAGUAUGAGGAACAUGAAUGCUUUUAACUCUUGUACUGACGACGAGACUAUAAUAGUAUUAUAUCAAACUCCAUCCAUUAUAGCAUCCUCUCCUUAUUUUCUAUAUAAGGAAGAUUUAAUUUAGCCUGCCCGGCACAAACUUGGUAUGUUAUGCAUCAUUUUUAUUCUCUCA
Andrographis paniculata is the source of this 3206-nucleotide messenger RNA. RefSeq lists its product as uncharacterized. The transcript has 4 exons. NCBI's taxonomy places the organism in Eukaryota, Viridiplantae, Streptophyta, Magnoliopsida, Lamiales, Acanthaceae. Bases 444 to 3005 code for a protein of 853 amino acids. The record is from RefSeq and is a predicted model, not a curated record.